Messenger RNA from Sorex araneus (European shrew), 6023 nucleotides. It is a transcript of the gene LGR6, whose product is annotated as leucine rich repeat containing G protein-coupled receptor 6. Lineage: Eukaryota; Metazoa; Chordata; Mammalia; Eulipotyphla; Soricidae. Gene Ontology annotation, molecular function: G protein-coupled receptor activity; protein-hormone receptor activity; protein binding. Gene Ontology annotation, cellular component: membrane. The transcript has 18 exons. Gene Ontology annotation, biological process: G protein-coupled receptor signaling pathway. The coding region runs from base 1 to 2943 and encodes 980 amino acids. The record is from RefSeq and is a predicted model, not a curated record.
AUGCCCCGCGCGCCCCGGCUCUGCGCGCUCUGGCUGUGCGCCGCGCUCUGCGCCGCCGCCGCCGGCGCCCCCCAACCCGGCGCGCCGCCGCCCGCCGCCUGCCCCGGCCCCUGCCACUGCCAGCGGGACGGUCUCCUGCUGGCGGCCGACUGCUCCGAGCUAGGGCUGACCGCCGUGCCCAGCGACCUGCACCCCCUGACGGCUUACCUAGACCUGAGCAUGAAUAACCUCACGGAGCUGAGCCCCGGGCUGUUCUCUCACCUGCGUUUCCUGGAGGAGCUGCGGCUCUCUGGGAACCAUCUCUCCCACAUCCCGGGGCAGGCCUUCUCCGGACUCUACAGCCUGAAGAUCCUGAUGCUGCAGAACAACCAGCUGAGGGGCAUUCCCGCCGAGGCGCUGGGGGACCUCCCCAACCUGCAGUCUCUGCGCCUGGAUGCCAACCUCAUCUCCCUGGUCCCGGAGAGGAGCUUCGAGGGGCUGUCCUCGCUUCGCCACCUGUGGCUGGAUGACAAUGUGCUCACGGAGAUCCCCGUCAGGGCGCUCAACAACCUGCCCGCCCUGCAGGCCAUGACGCUGGCCCUCAACCGCAUCAGUCACAUUCCCGAGCGCGCCUUCCAGAACCUCUCCAGCCUGGUGGUGCUGCAUCUGCAUAACAACCGCAUCCAGCAUCUGGGGACGCACAGUUUCGAGGGCCUGCACAGUCUGGAGACACUAGAUCUGAAUUACAACGAGCUGCAGGAGUUCCCCGUCGCCAUCCGGACCCUGGGAAGGCUGCAGGAGCUAGGGUUCCAUAACAACAACAUCAAGGUCAUCCCAGAAAAGGCCUUCAUGGGGAACCCUCUCCUGCAGACUCUACACUUCUAUGAUAACCCAAUCCAGUUCGUGGGAAGGUCGGCGUUCCAGUACCUGCCCAAGCUCCACACUCUAUCUCUGAACGGGGCCACAGACCUCCAGGAGUUCCCGGAUCUGAAAGGCACCACCAGCCUGGAGAUUCUGACCCUGACCCGCGCGGGCAUCCGGCUGCUCCCACCGGGGAUGUGCCAGCAGUUGCCCAGACUCCGAGUCCUGGACCUGUCUCAUAAUCAAAUCGAGGAGCUGCCCAGCCUGCACCGGUGUCAGAAGCUGGAGGAGAUGGGGUGUGGAGCAGCGCCAGGCUCCUCGCCGAUGGGCUCAUCCACAUUCUCUCCUGCUAGCGGCCUCCAGCACAACCGCAUCUGGGAAAUCGGAGCCGACACCUUCAGCCAGCUCAGCGCCCUGCGUGCCCUUGACCUGAGCUGGAAUGCCAUCCGGUCCAUCCACCCUGAGGCCUUCGCGACCCUGCACUCCCUGGUCAAGCUGGACCUGACGGACAACCAGCUGACCGCCCUGCCCCUGGCGGGCCUGGGGGCCCUGAAGCACCUGAAGCUCAAAGGGAACCCGGCUCUCUCUCAGGCCUUCUCCAAGGACAGUUUCCCGGAACUGAGGAUCCUGGAGGUGCCCUACGCCUACCAGUGCUGUGCCUAUGGCGUCUGUGCCAGCUUCCUCAAGGCCGCCGGGCGCUGGGAGGCCGAGGACCUACACUCCGAAGAUGAGGAGACUCCGAAGCGGCCCCCCGGCCUCCCUGCUGGGCACAGCGAGAGCCACUACGACCUGGACCUGGACGAGCUCCAGCUGGAGCUGGAAGACUCAAAGCCAACCCCCAGUGUCCAGUGCAGCCCCAUUCCAGGCCCCUUCAAGCCCUGCGAGCACCUGUUUGAGAGCUGGGGCAUCCGCCUGGCCGUGUGGGCCAUCGUGCUGCUGUCGGUGCUCUGUAACGGGCUGGUGCUGCUCAGCGUCUUUGCGGGGGGGCCCGUGGCACUGCCCCCCGUCAAGUUUGUGGUGGGCGCCAUUGCCGGUGCCAACACCCUGACGGGCAUUUCCUGCGGCCUCCUGGCCUCCGUGGACGCCUUGACCUUUGGCCACUUUGCCCAGUAUGGAGCCCGCUGGGAGACGGGGCUGGGCUGCCGGGCCACAGGCUUCCUGGCCGUGCUCGGGUCCGAGGCGUCGGUGCUGCUGCUCACGCUGGCCGCCGUGCAGUGCAGCGUCUCCGUCUCCUGCGUCCGGGCCUACGGGAAGGGCCCCUCCCUGGGCAGCGUCCGAGCCGGGGCCCUGGGCUGCCUGCUGCUGGCCGGGCUGGCCGCGGCCCUGCCCCUGGCCUCCGUGGGGGAGUACGGGGCCUCCCCGCUCUGCUUGCCCUACGCGCCCCCCGAGGGCCAGCCGGCCGCCCUGGGCUUCGCCGUGGCCCUGGUGAUGAUGAACUCCUUCUGCUUCCUGGUGGUGGCGGCGGCCUACACCAAACUCUACUGCGACCUGCCGCGGGGCGAGCUGGAGGCCGCGUGGGACUGCGCCAUGCUGCGCCACGUGGCCUGGCUCAUCUUCGCCGACGGGCUCCUCUACUGCCCCGUGGCCUUCCUCAGCUUCGCGUCCAUGCUCGGCCUCUUCCCGGUCACCCCGGAGGCCGUCAAGUCGGUCCUGCUCGUGGUGCUGCCGCUGCCGGCCUGCCUCAACCCGCUGCUCUACCUGCUCUUCAACCCCCACUCCCGGGACGACCUGCGCCGCCUCUGGCCCUGCACCGGCCCGCCAGGGCCGCUGGCCUGCGGGGCGGCCGGCGAGCUGGAGAAGAGUUCCUGCGAUUCCACCCAGGCCCUCGUGGCCUUCUCCGACGUGGAUCUCAUCCUGGAGGCUUCCGAGGCCGGGCAGCCUCCUGGCUUGGAGACCUACGGCUUCCCUUCGGUGACCCUCGUCUCGUGCCAAAAGCCAGGGCUGCCCAGGCGGGAGGGACCCGAGGGAGCCCACUUUGGGAACCCACCGCCCUCCGUGGACGGAGAACUGCUCCUAAGGGCCGAGGCCGGGCCAACAGGCGGGAGCUUGUCAGUGGGCCGGGGGUUCCAGCCGCCUGCCACAGCCUUCGCCUCACCCUUGUAAAUGUUCCUCCUCGGUCUUCUCAUCCCCUCUCUCCCCUCCCCUCUUCCCCCCUCCACAAAUGAUGGCUGCUUGUCAAAUAGACACAACCAAAGCUCAGCCGUGUGGUCCAGGGCAGGCGGGCCCACUCCCUGGCGCCUUUGGUCUUCUCUUCCGAGGGUGCUUCUGGGCCUGCUCUGCCCUGGGCCUUCCUCAACGCCACGUUCAUGCCGGACCUCUUCCCCGCCCCCUCCGGAGCUCCCCAGCGAGAUCUGGGCCUUUGCUUAAGGGAAACGAGAGCACCCAAGAGCACGCCUGACGCACUGAGCUGUUCCUAGACCAGGGUCCAGUGGCCGGGACCACCAUCUCCCCGAGAUCCUGCAGGGGCCACACACUGGGCUCUGUGUCCCGUUUCCCAGGAGAUCUGCCUAAUCCAGUGAGUCUGGGGAGACACUGCAGGGUCUGUCUCUUGUUUCCCGGAGUCACAGCAGGUGUCCGUGCAGUGAAAGGCGCGGAGAGGGCCACAGCCGUAAAACCUGUUGGACUCUGCCGAACCCAGAUUUCCCAGAUUAUUUGACGACAGGGUUUUGUAUGUUCGAUUUUCAUGGAAGAGCUUAAUAGCACGUGAGCUUUAGCUCUGCUCACCCCCCGGAGCCUCUCUCUACCACUGAAUGCUAUACCCCAGUGACCUCGCAGCAACAUGCACCGAUCCUUAAAAGCUCUGAUCCCGUGGACUUGAUCUCGGAGGAAACGGAGGAUUUCAUCAAGUGGAAGAUGAAACGUCUCCUUCCUCUUGUCUUGCCCGAGGCUGCCUGGGGAGUCUCAUUUCAGUUUUUGCCUCGGGGAAGGUGGAAGGUGUUCGCACCCUCUCCCAGGUCCCUAAAGACACCCCUGCCCUCAGUGAGAAGGUGGGCUCCGGGAUCUUGGAAGAAGUCUACGGCUGCCCGGCUUUCCUCUACCUCCGAGCUGCCUUCCUUGCUUCUUCACCAGCCGGCCCUUGCUACCUCCCGCCACAUCCUGGCCCUCUCUCCUCCGAGGGACAGAGAGUCCUAAACUGGCCAAGCAGAGGCCUAUUGGAGUGCUACCUUCUGAGCUGUAGGAAACCUGAGAUUCCCGGGUGCCCCGCAUGGCCGUGGCCUUGUGCCUCUCUCCUCACCUUUCUUCCCACCUCGCUGUGGACCAAGUGCCUCAGAGCAUUUCUAGAAUGCUCUCUCUCCCCAAGCACACAUGCACAUUCAAGAGCAGGAUGAGAAGGAGCACUCAGGAGGAGCUGGAGCAUGCUUACAGAGGUCCCAGGUGCUUCCUGCGGACGUCAGAAGAGUAUCCAGGGGCCAGGGAUGUGGCCCAGUGCAAGCACUCUUGUGAGGUCCUAGGUUCAGCCCCCAGCACUAAACAAAGAAAAGAUAGCAUGAGUCCAAAGGUGAGAAAGGGCUGAGACUUGUUCCCGGGCAUCCUUCCCCUCCUGGGUCCUCUCCAUCUCUUAAAUCACGACAGGAGUCUUAAUACCUGAGAUCCAAAGGAACACAGCCUGAAGCUAGUCUGAGGGUCAGCACCCCCAAGCUCAGCUUCCUCUGUCUCCCUGUGCCCCCAGAGCCCAGGAGGGAUUCUCAUGGGGCUCAGAAAGGCAGCUUGGCUGCAGUGCUGAGGUAGAGGCCAUAGGGGGAAUGGGUCCACUUCCGAAUCGCUUCAGAAGUCUGGACUCCUGGACUCGGCAGCUGACUGUGCCUGCCCGUAAAGGAGUACAGGGAGAGCGUGGACCUUGCUCACGAUGGCAGUCACUGACCCCUGCUUGAGGACUCUGGUCUUCCUAUUCCCCAGAGUGGAGCAGAGCCUUCACUGGGGGGGGGGGGGGGGGAGUUUCUUCGACUUCGCAGAAAUGUCUGACUCUCCCAGGGAGGGGCGUUCUCUCACCUGCCGGGUGCGAAGGCAACAUUGGGAUGACUUUCGGGAGUCUCGAACCCAGGAAGUCACCCAGUCUCUUUCUCCCAGUGCUGUCACUGUCCGUGUGGUCAGGAGGCCAGUACCAAGUGGAUGGUGACCUGACCCCGUGUGGGAGGGGUGGCAGUUGGCAGAACAGGUCCCUGCUGUGACAAAGGGACCGGUGGGUGGGUUUUCGCUGCAGGACUCAGCCGACAUCUACUCCAGAUAUGGGCUUCUGUCAAAGCUGGGGGGAGCGGGGAGGAGAGGGUGGGAGUCGGCCAAGAACUAGCUUCAGAAUUCAGAAGGCCCCGUUGCUGCCACACAUCUCCCCAAAUACGGCAGCCAGUCAGUAAUGACUCCCGUGGUCAGUGCCAUUGUCAUUGGUACAAGACUGUGGUUGUGUAUGUCUCUGGCUCGGUACAUCGUCCAAACCCAACUCAGGCAAUAAGGCAGAUGUAUUUUAUCUGGUCAACAAGCGCUUCCAUAGUGGUGUCCAUGGGGAGUGUCCAUCUGAGGGUCCUGGGGUGUAGAAGCCUUGGCCCCUGCUCUCCUCUCUGAGCUCUCUUGGGCUCAGGGCGUUGAUGGCAAACCACAGUCUCUUCUCAGACUGACUUGUGGGGAAGAACUUCCUCCCGUGGGUCAUGGUCUGGAAAGCAUGUAGAGUUUCAAAGCAAAGUGUACACAGCGAGAGGAGAACCCUUGGAUUCGGUGUAGAGAUGUAAAGAGGAUGGUUUCACAGAGCCUUUAGCCGGGCCUCCUCUCUGCCUUCCUCUCCCGACUUUUCCUUUCCCAGGAGGAACAAAAUGCUUCAGGAUUGGGGGAAGUGAAGGAGGAAGGCCUAAGUGGAGACAAGGAGAGGCAGCCAGAACCCUUGAUCCUUUCUGCCACAUCUCCUGUAACUACCUCUGCUCUGGUAUAGCAAGAUCUCCCACCCGACACCCCCUCUGUCACUUCUGGGGUCCUGUCCAUGCCUUCUCCAGCUGUGUGAAGUAUACAAAUUGUCAAGAUGUAAAUAUUUGGAUUCUUUUGUGUAAUAAAGCCCCAGUGGAAGAUCACGUGUGUCGCUCUCUUUUCUGCUACCACGGUGGGGCCAUGGCCAGUGGCCAGAGAUGGCCCUUAGGGGACAGGAGGAAUCCUAUCAGCCUUCUGUUUCAACCUGUCUCCUGAGUCCUGGGCUAUCUGAG